UGGGGUCGCAUAUGAGUGGCAGGUUCCGCAGCCAAUAGUAUGGGAAGUUCUGCCAGCGGGUCUCGGGGAGGCCAAUGGGCAGGGGCGUGGGGGGGGGCGUGGACCAUCGGCGCCGGCGGGGCCUCUCCGGGCCGCGUCCGUGGGAUCGAGACUGCGCGGCGGUUGGGUGGGCAGCGGCGCCAGUCGGCGGACGAGGGGUCCCCGGGAGUUGCUGGACUGAGACAUGAGCCUCCAGCUGUGUGGUUGGGCUCGGUAGCGCAUCGUGGGACUCAGAUGUGCGCCCGCAGGUGAUUUGGCCCUGCGGUGACUGGAGCAGCCCAAGCCGCCGCCAUGGUGAAAUUGCUAGUGGCCAAAAUCCUUUGCAUGGUCGGCGUGUUCUUCUUCAUGCUGCUCGGCUCCCUGCUCCCCGUGAAGAUCAUUGAGACAGAUUUUGAGAAGGCCCAUCGCUCGAAAAAGAUCCUCUCUCUCUGCAACACCUUUGGAGGGGGGGUGUUUCUGGCCACGUGCUUCAAUGCUCUGCUGCCCGCUGUGAGGGAAAAGCUCCAGAAGGUCCUGAGCCUCGGCCACAUCAGCACCGACUACCCGCUGGCCGAGACCAUCCUCCUGCUCGGUUUCUUCAUGACCGUCUUCCUGGAGCAGCUGAUCCUGACCUUCCGCAAGGAGAAGCCGUCCUUCAUCGACCUGGAGACCUUCAACGCCGGGUCGGACGUGGGCAGCGACUCGGAGUAUGAGAGCCCCUUCAUGGGGGGCGCGCGGGGCCACGCGCUGUACGUGGAGCCCCACGGCCACGGCCCCAGCCUGAGCGUGCAGGGCCUCUCGCGUGCCAGCCCCGUGCGCCUGCUCAGCCUGGCCUUCGCGCUGUCGGCCCACUCGGUCUUCGAGGGCCUGGCCCUGGGCCUGCAGGAGGAGGGGGAGAAAGUGGUGAGCCUGUUCGUGGGGGUGGCCGUCCACGAGACGCUGGUGGCCGUGGCCCUGGGCAUCAGCAUGGCCCGGAGUGCCAUGCCCCUGCGGGACGCGGCCAAGCUGGCGGUCACCGUGAGUGCCAUGAUCCCCCUGGGCAUCAGCCUGGGCCUGGGCAUCGAGAGCGCCCAGGGCGUGCCGGGCAGCGUGGCGUCUGUGCUGCUGCAGGGCCUGGCGGGCGGCACCUUCCUCUUCAUCACCUUCCUGGAGAUUCUGGCCAAGGAGCUGGAGGAGAAGAGUGACCGUCUGCUCAAGGUCCUCUUCCUGGUGCUGGGCUACACCGUUCUGGCCGGGAUGGUCUUCCUCAAGUGGUGAGCGGCCUCGCCAUUGUCCCUGCCGCCGGAGCCCGCCGGGAGCCCCGGGCCAGACACAGGCCGCGUCCCCCAGCCCCGCGUCCCCCAAGAGCGAGCACUGUGGCCCUGGGCCACCACCUGUGCACAAGGGGCCUCCCGGGACCAGGCUGUGCCCCCGAUCCUACACCCUGAGCCUCAGAGCACUGCUACUUUUUAAAAUACUUCUUUCUCUUAAAAGUCUUUACCAAA
This is a messenger RNA of Nomascus leucogenys (northern white-cheeked gibbon), 1502 nucleotides long. RefSeq names its product solute carrier family 39 member 3 (gene SLC39A3). Gene Ontology annotation, molecular function: zinc ion transmembrane transporter activity. Gene Ontology annotation, cellular component: plasma membrane. The record is from RefSeq and is a predicted model, not a curated record. Gene Ontology annotation, biological process: zinc ion transmembrane transport. NCBI's taxonomy places the organism in Eukaryota, Metazoa, Chordata, Mammalia, Primates, Hylobatidae.